CCCGCGCGGCUGGGGCGCUGACUCGCCCCUUUCUUCUUCUCCCUCCCUCCCUCCCUCCCUCGCUCGCUCGCUGCUCUCCCCUCAGCCUCCCCCCGCCCCGCCGGCUGCGCCAUGGCGGCCCCCAGCAACAUCGUGCCCGUCAUGGCGAGUAAAACCAAGACCAAGAAAAAGCACUUCGUGGCGCAAAAAGUGAAGUUGUUCCGGGCUAGCGACCCGCUGCUCAGCGUCCUCAUGUGGGGGGUCAACCACUCGAUCAAUGAACUGAGCCAUGUUCAAAUCCCUGUUAUGUUGAUGCCAGAUGAUUUCAAAGCAUACUCAAAGAUAAAGGUGGACAAUCACCUUUUCAACAAAGAAAACAUGCCAAGUCAUUUCAAAUUUAAGGAAUAUUGUCCAAUGGUUUUCCGUAAUCUAAGAGAGAGGUUUGGAAUUGAUGAUCAAGACUUUCAGAAUUCCUUGACAAGAAGUGCACCACUUGCCAAUGAUUCCCAAGCACGCAGUGGUGCCCGCUUUCAUACAUCUUAUGACAAAAGAUAUAUCAUCAAAACUAUAACAAGCGAAGAUGUAGCAGAAAUGCACAACAUACUGAAGAAAUACCAUCAGUUUAUUGUGGAGUGUCAUGGGAAUACACUUCUUCCUCAGUUUUUGGGCAUGUACCGACUAACUGUUGAUGGAGUUGAAAUAUAUAUGAUUGUUACAAGAAAUGUGUUCAGCCAUCGUUUAUCUGUCUAUAGAAAAUAUGAUUUAAAGGGCUCUACUGUGGCUCGAGAAGCCAGUGACAAAGAAAAGGCCAAAGAGCUGCCAACGUUCAAAGACAAUGAUUUUAUUAAUGAUGGCCAAAAGAUUCAUAUUGAUGAAAACAACAAAAAGAUGUUCCUUGAAAAACUCAAAAAGGAUGUUGAGUUUCUUGCCCAGCUAAAACUCAUGGACUACAGUUUGCUGGUUGGGAUUCAUGAUGUUGAAAGAGCUGAACAGGAAGAAGUAGAGUGUGAAGAGAAUGAUGGAGAAGAUGAAGGCGAGAGUGAUGGCACCCACCCUAUUGGAACGCCUCCAGACAGCCCAGGAAAUACACUCAACAGCUCACAGCCUUUGGCUCCAGGGGAAUUUGAUCCAGCUAUUGAUGUUUAUGGCAUAAAAUCCCAUGAAAAUGCACCUCGGAAGGAAAUAUACUUUAUGGCCAUUAUUGACAUUCUUACUCAUUAUGACGCAAAAAAGAAAGCUGCCCAUGCUGCAAAAACAGUUAAGCAUGGGGCCGGUGCAGAAAUUUCAACUGUUAAUCCUGAACAGUAUUCAAAGCGCUUCUUGGACUUUAUUGCCAACAUCUUGACGUAACCUAUCAUGUUACAUGGACAGACACAAGACCUGGGGACAGCAGCAGUGGCUACAAGCGUAGGGGAAAAAGGAACUCAGAGACGUGCUCAUCUUGCAGAAAGCAACCCCUUUGUUUACAUCUGCUGGCAAAGAUGACUGAAGUGGGGUGGAAGACGCGCUUUAACAGCUGCCUGAUAUUCCCAGCAUAGUUCUAGCUAUUUCUGACUCUUUUGUGUGUGCAAAAAAUUAAAAUAAAUUAAAUAGAUCAGCUUACUCAGAGUGCACUGUUACAGUAAUACUCUGAUGCUACCAGCUGAAAUGGAAUAAAUGAGCAAAGAGCUGUGGGGUGGGGGUGGGGAAGAGUAAAUGCAUGUUCAAUCUCCAAUAUUGGUAUCAAACUGUAAACUGUGGAUCAGUUUAUUUUUUGAACUAAAAGAUAUAUGACAGUAUUCAUGAUGGUAAUGAUGAUAAUAAAAACCUUACUGCGAAUGUUACACUUACAACUUGCACACUGGCACUCCUUAAAAAAAAAAAAUACCUGACACAGUGAGCCGUUGGUGCCGGGGGAUUUUCCUGUUAGGUUCAUGGCAGUUGGGUUUUUUUCCCCUUUUUUCUCCCUCUCCCAUUUUUUUUUUUUUCUCCUUUUCAGCACAUUGCAUCAGGACGUUCAGACUCUCAGACAUUGAGAGCUAAUGUCUCUUAUCUUACAAAGAGCUAACAUGUAUUUCAUGCUAUGUGUACGUUUUUUGCUACGGCAAACUUAUGUUAAGGGAAAACCUUGCUUGUUUCACUUUGUUACCUGAAGUUUUCAUUUGUUUUAUAUUCUUGCAAUAUAGGAACUAAUAAUGUUACAAGUGGAAAAAAGCUUAUUUGAAGAAGUGCAUAGUUUUGGGCAAUAGUAGCUUCAUCUUUCUCCCUGGAAAGAUGUGCAUACUGAUAGAAAUUCCAUUCUCCUGUAAUUUAAUGGGAAUUUGAAGUUUAAAUGCUUGUGCUGUGCUGUUUAAACAAUGGUGUUUUAUUAUGGAUUAUCCCUUAAAAAUUAACUUUGAAUUUUACUGUUUACAUUAUUAGGAAAGCAGGGAUACUUCUGAGUUUCUGAGCUGUGUACAAUAUAUGAUUUUUGAGUUUACAUGUAAAGUUAUUUUGCAGUACAAAUGAAGUAAUAUGUUUGUCACCUUCCAAGAUAUAACAUGCAGUAGCGUACCAAAGUGAAUGUCUCAUUCACCUCCACGAUAGACUCUUUCAAUAAAAUGAGAAAGGGUGUUUCAGAGGGAUUUUUUUUCCCAGGUCGUCUUUUAUCAUCAAAAUGACCUGUCCUAUCAUGUAUUCAAAUUUGAUUGUAUAGUACAUUGCCUAAAACUGUGCUGAUCAUGUUUAACUUGUUUAAAAUUUUUAAACAUUGUAUUUCUUCUCCUCUUGCAUUUUUUCCCAAACGAUUCCAUGCUUGAAAAAGACAAAUUUACAUAUGCUUAAAGUUUAUCUACUUAUACACUGUGCUAAAGCUGUGCCUUUAAAAUUUCUUUAUUGAAAUUAUUAGGUUUUGUAGGCAAUUUAAAAUAAGUCAUGCCCUCCCCAUCAUCAUUUAUAACAGAGAUCAGGAGUGCCAGCAUGCCUUCGCCAUAACUCACGUCAGUGCUGUUCAGCCUGCAACGGUGCGUAAUGUACGUAGUGUUUUACUUCAGAGAAGCCUAUACAUAGCAACCCAUCACGCUCUCUCCAGUGGCCAAAGGCAAUACUGUCCCUGUUGCUGUAUUAAUUUUUUUCUCCCCUCCCCUACCUUCCCUACAUUUUUUUUUUGUUACGGUUGACUUAGUGAUGUCCGCAGCACUGUAAUGUAUGUGUACACUUUUGUAUUGUCUGUAUUUAAAUAAGUUGGUACCGUGGCGUGAUAUCUUUUGUCCUCUGCCCAUAUACUCCAUCUGUCUACAAUAUCACUUGCUUUAUUUUCUGAAGUAUGCUGUGGCUUCUUAAAGUAUGGGAGACCCUGAAGUAAAAAUGAGGUUGAGUAAAUAUUUAAUUGUGGCCAAUUAGUGUACAUUUUAUAGACAAUUUUAGACAACAAAGCAUUCUUUUUGUCUGUGUAACAGUUUCUGUCAUUCUUUAUUGUUGAUAAACUGUUUAUUUGGACAGGGCAAGGAGGACUCAUUAUUGUAUAUCUUAGUGCUUAGAUUACACUCCAAACAUGAGCAAGGCUUUAUAAAAUAAAGCACUUUGAUGACUCACUAGGUAAA
Molecule: messenger RNA, 3539 nt
Organism: Rhea pennata
Lineage: Eukaryota; Metazoa; Chordata; Aves; Rheiformes; Rheidae
Gene: PIP4K2A
Product: phosphatidylinositol-5-phosphate 4-kinase type 2 alpha
Exons: 10
Coding region: 112-1329 (405 amino acids)
Biological process (GO): phosphatidylinositol phosphate biosynthetic process
Cellular component (GO): plasma membrane
Molecular function (GO): 1-phosphatidylinositol-4-phosphate 5-kinase activity; 1-phosphatidylinositol-5-phosphate 4-kinase activity
Source: RefSeq, a predicted model, not a curated record